CUCCGGCCGCCUCCAUCUCUGUAGCCGGAAAUGGACGGGCCAGGCGCGUUUGUUGUGGUGGAAGCCGCUUCCUCCGCUGCCUGCGCGGCCGCUGCGACGACGAAGCCCCGAGGGGAGAGGGCGAGGUUGCCCCCAUGAGUUCUCCUGUGGAGGAUGUCCAUGAUCCUCUUUGCCUGCGUGGUUCGGGUGAGGGAUGGACUUCCGCUCUCUGCCUCCACGGACUUCCACCUAGACCAGGACUUCUUGGAAUGCAGGAAGAGGCUCAAGAACUUGUCGUCCAUUCUGACACAGUAUCCAGAGCGUGGGACAGCCAAAGAACGUGACCUCAGUAUACACUUUCAUUCUUCUGGAGACGUGGCCUGCAUGGGGAUUUGCACCAGCAGUUUCCCAGCUGCCAUGGCGUUCUGCUUUCUGGAAGAGCUCCAGUGGGAGUUUGCCACUACCUAUGAUGCCACCAGUGUGGGCCUGGCUUCCAGACCGUAUGCUUUUCUAGAAUUCGACAAUGUCAUUCAAAAAGUCAAAGGCCGUUUCAAUUACACAAACUGCGCACAGACGAAGUUCAACUUGGAAAAGAUCCAAGAAGAGCUCCUCUUGCGGCCUCCUGCACUUGUGAAGUUGGAAGAUGCGGAGCUGAGGAAUGGGAUUGUGAACGGCCACACGGAGCUCUACAUGGAAUCUGCCCCUGCUCACAGAAUGCAACCUGUGUCUGCUUUGGGAAUCUUAUCUCUUGUUCUCAACAUAAUGUGCGGAGCACUGAAUCUCAUCCGAGGCGUUCACCUUGCAGAGUAUUCAUUGCAGGAAGACCGCAAAGGAAUUGGAAACGUGAUAGCAUUUCUCCUGCCCUUUGUAGCCUGCUUUUUGUUGUGCUGCCUUUACCUGUUCUACAGUUCAGCCAGGAACAUAAAGGUCUUUGUACUUUUCGUCACAGUCUGUCUAUGCAACAUCUACCUGUAUGGGUUAAGGAACAUCUGGCAGAUACUUUUCCACAUAGGAGUGGCUUCCCUUUCUUCCCAUCAGAUACUGACACGGCAAGUUGUGGAGAAACAGCCAGACUUUGGAGUAUGAAAACGAUUGUGGAAUACCA
Molecule: messenger RNA, 1084 nt
Organism: Lacerta agilis (Sand lizard)
Lineage: Eukaryota; Metazoa; Chordata; Lepidosauria; Squamata; Lacertidae
Gene: SEC22C
Product: SEC22 homolog C, vesicle trafficking protein
Exons: 7
Coding region: 154-1065 (303 amino acids)
Biological process (GO): endoplasmic reticulum to Golgi vesicle-mediated transport
Source: RefSeq, a predicted model, not a curated record